AUGGGCGAAGCCAAGUUGGCGCAAAAGAAGAAGAUUGAAGAAGCCAAGUUGGCAUCGAAGAUGAACAACGCGACUUUGGACGAAUACGUCAUCGGUAUCGAUUUAGGUACGACGUACUCGUGCGUUUCCGUGUGGAAGGAUGGCGAGGCGCACGUCUUGUCCAACGCCGAAGGCGACAGAACGACCGCGUCGUGGGUUUCCUUCACCGAAGCCGGCAGAGUUGUCGGUGAAUCCGCCAAAAGGCAAGCCGCGCAAAACCCGAAGAACACUUUGUUCAACAUCAAGAGAAUUAUCGGGAGACAGUUCUCGGAGAUUGGCGAGGAUAUUAAGCACAUGCCGUUUGAGAUCAAGGAAGGUCCGGGAGGUAAGCCGAUCAUCGUCGUCGAAGACCCGACCCAAAACAACGAAAAGAAGGAAUUUGCCCCGGAGCAAAUCUCCGCGAUGGUUUUGCAAAAGAUGAAAGCCACGGCCGAAGGCCAGUUGGGUUGCGUCAUCAACAAGGCGGUCAUCACCGUCCCGGCGUACUUUUCCGACGCGCAAAGAAGACAAACCAAGGACGCCGGCCAAAUCGCCGGCUUGGAAGUUUUGAGAAUCAUCAACGAGCCGACCGCGGCGGCGUUGGCGUACGGUUUGGAUAAGAGAGAAGGCGAUGAUGGUGAAAUCAUUAAAGAUCAAACUAUUUUGGUCUUUGAUUUGGGUGGUGGUACCUUUGACGUUUCCUUGUUGCACUUGCAAGACGGCGUCUUUGAAGUGUUGGCGACGGCUGGCGACACCCACUUGGGCGGCGAAGAUUUCGACGAAUCCUUGAUGACGCACGUCCAAAAGACGUACCCGAACGCGGACUCCAUCUUCAACGACGACAAGUCCAAACGCAAGUUGAGAACCGCGUGCGAAAAAGCCAAGAGAGAGUUGUCCAUCACGCAAUCCGCCAAGUUGGAAUGCUUCGUCGGCGAACACGAGGUGAACAUGACCAUCUCAAGAGACGAAUUCAACAAGGUGAACGAGGCGACUUUCCAAAGAUGCUUGGAAGCAGUCAAGAGAGUCUUGGCCGAUGCUGGCAGAGACAAAUCAUUGGUGAACGAAAUUGUUUUGGUUGGCGGUUCCACUCGCGUCCCGAGAGUCCAAGAGAUUUUGACGGAAUACUUCGACGGCAAGCCGUUGAACAAAUCCGUGCACCCGGACGAAGCCGUCGCGUACGGCGCCGCCGUGCAAGGUGCCAUCUUGGCCGGCGUCCGUGACAAGCAAACCUCCAAGGUUUUGUUGAUGGACGUUGUCCCGUUAUCUUUGGGCGUCGAGUGCGAAGGCAGACACUUUGCGAAAGUCGUCAACAGAAACACCUCCAUCCCGUGCAAAAAGAAGUCCGAGUUCACCACGGUGUACGACAACCAAACGGAAAUCGACGUCAGAAUCUUCGAGGGUGAGCGCAUGUCCACGGACGGCAACCACUUAUUGGGCGAGUUCCAAAUCACCGGCAUCGAAAAAGCCGAACAAGGCGUCCCCAAAAUCGACGUUACUUUCGAAGUCAACACCAACGGUUUGUUGACGGUAACCGCGAGAGAUCGCGUCACCGGCUCCGAAGCGAACGUGUCUUUGCAACACGACAGAGGACGUUUGACGCCGGAAGAAAUCGAAAGAAUGUGCGCCGAAGCCGAAGCUAUGAGAGAGGAGGACGAAAUGUUGCAAAAGCAACGCGAAAUCGACGGCUACAUGGAUUAA
Bathycoccus prasinos is the source of this 1716-nucleotide messenger RNA. Its product is annotated as heat shock protein 70. Gene Ontology annotation, molecular function: ATP binding; misfolded protein binding; ATP hydrolysis activity. The record is from RefSeq and is a predicted model, not a curated record. Lineage: Eukaryota; Viridiplantae; Chlorophyta; Mamiellophyceae; Mamiellales; Bathycoccaceae. The transcript has a single exon. Gene Ontology annotation, biological process: protein refolding; cellular response to unfolded protein. Gene Ontology annotation, cellular component: cytoplasm. Bases 1 to 1716 code for a protein of 571 amino acids.